AUGUCUUCUUCAUAAGGCUCACCAUUCACUUCAAAAUUUUAUAGAGAAAGUAUUGAAGAUUGUUUCAAUAAAGCAUAGGAAGUAAUAGAAGUAUGUUAUAUAAUUUUCUAUUAGUCAAAGUCCUCCUAUAAUAAAAUUUCCUAAUCAAUUGAUCAAAUUUUAUUGGAUUCAGUUUUACCUAGACUUCCCAGCCUGUAAUUUGAAUCAGCUAACUAAUAAUCUUCUUCUUUAAAAUCCUCAACUAUUCCAAAAGAAUUCAUAUAUCCAAUUCUAAUCAACUAAAUAACUACUGAGUUAAGACAACCAAUUAACUCUAUUGUUUAAAGAGAAGUGAAUAAAAGUGAAUAAAAAUAGACUGAAGUAAUUUAAUCAUUGAAAUAACAAGUGGAAAAUCAAAAAGAAGAAAGGAAGAAAGAAUAAAGGGACUAUUUAGAAAUCAUUAAUACUAAAAAUUCGGAGAUUAAAUAAUUAAAUGAAAAAUAAAUAAUUGAAGAAAAUUAUAUUCAAAAAAUUAAACAAGUUUAAGAUUCAAAUAAAUUCACCUUUGAGCUCAUGGAAUAAAACUCAAUAAAGGUUGAUAAUUACUGUUAUGCUUUUGCAUUUAAUAAAGAUUAAUCUAUUGUUUUAGCUGGAUGUUAAAAGGAUAUUAAAGUAUUUGAAAACCAAUAAGGAAAAUUGAAUCAAGUUUAAUUGUUGAGUAAGCAUACAAAUCAGGUGUUUACUUUAAAUUUUAUGAAAAAGACAAAUAAUUUUGUAUCUGGUAGUUCAGACAAUUCAAUUAUAAUAUGGUAGGUGAUUGCAAAUAAUUAAUGGAAUUGUUAAUAAAUAUUAAAUGGACAUUCAAAUUGGAUAUUUUGUUUAUUGUUAAAUAAUACUGAUGAUUUAAUAAUAUCAGGUAGUGUAGAUAAAACAAUCAAAUUUUGGAUGAAAUAGAAUUAAUGGAUAUGUUAAUAAACCAUAAAUGAUCAUGCUGAAUAGGUAUAUUCAUUAAGUUUAAAUGAAUAAUAAAAUAAAUUGAUAUCUUGUUCUUUGGAUUCAUAAAUAUUAAUAAUAGAAUAGUCUAAGUUGGAUAAAUAGUGGAGUGUUAUAUAAAAGAUAAUAGUUGAUUAAUAUGGAUAACGAUUAUGUUUUAUUAAUGAUAACUUAUUUACAUUCUAACCUUAUUGUAAAGAUUAAAUGUAUAUAUAUGAGAUGGAUACUAAUAAUAAAUAGUAUAAUAAGAUUAAGGAAAUUGCAGUAAAGUGUGAUUCAAGUUAUUGUGAUUGUUUAUUUCCAUAAUAAUACAGAAAGUCAAAAUGCCUACUUGUGAAUAAGAAUGGCAAAAAUGUGAAUUUAAUGAGAAAGAAACAAAAUGGUGACUUUAUUAUUUAAUAAUCUAUUUAAUUUGGUCAUUAACAUAUUUAUGGACAAUUAAGUGAUGAUGGAGAGUAUUUGAUCACUUGGGAUUUAGGAUCAAAGGAAAUCUAAAUAAGAAAGUGUAAGGAUUAAUGA
Molecule: messenger RNA, 1491 nt
Organism: Paramecium primaurelia
Lineage: Eukaryota; Ciliophora; Oligohymenophorea; Peniculida; Parameciidae
Source: the annotation of a GenBank genome assembly